AUGCAUCGGUGGAUCAUCAUAUCGUUCCUCGCUUUUGGCGGGGUGCUCUCGGCGGCGCUUCCAGGGAGAGACGAACAACAAGACCAGCCCGUGAAAACCAAGCAGUAUAUGUCGUGCGAGCAGACGUACGGCAAGGGGUGGGAGACGUGCGGGGCCCCGAAUAGCAGAUCCUGCUAUAGUCCGGCUUUGGGACACUCAUGUUGCGACGUCGACAACAACUAUUGUGGGAAGGGCACAUGGUGUGCGCCGGUUGCCGGGUACUGCUGCUCAGACAGCGAAACUCUAGAAGCGUGCGCCAGGAACGCGGGCUUCGAAAUACCAGGCAACAUGAUCCUUUCCGACCUCUAG
Molecule: messenger RNA, 348 nt
Organism: Parathielavia appendiculata
Lineage: Eukaryota; Fungi; Ascomycota; Sordariomycetes; Sordariales; Chaetomiaceae
Exons: 4
Coding region: 1-348 (115 amino acids)
Source: RefSeq, a predicted model, not a curated record